Daktulosphaira vitifoliae (grape phylloxera) is the source of this 650-nucleotide messenger RNA. Its product is annotated as MD-2-related lipid-recognition protein-like. Lineage: Eukaryota; Metazoa; Arthropoda; Insecta; Hemiptera; Phylloxeridae. The transcript is spliced from 3 exons. The record is from RefSeq and is a predicted model, not a curated record. The coding region runs from base 92 to 559 and encodes 155 amino acids.
CAUUAAAUUGCUAACAGCGUACUUAUUAUAAAACACUCUUCGGUAAACUCUUUAUUUUUCUUCUUAAUACUUUAUAGACAAUUGCUACACAAUGAAAUACCUAAUAUUAAUAUUAAUAGGAUUUUUUUUAAAUAUUUUUAUUUAUGCUGAAGAGAUAACCAACUUUCGUCCUUGUUCAAAUUCAAACUGUGUUGUUACCAAUGUACAUAUAAAUCCUUGCCCAGAAGCUUUAGACGGCAACACAUGUGAAGUGCCAUUGGGUGAGAACGCAUCAAUUAGUUUCGACUACAACCCUCAAUUCACAUCAAACACUCCAAAAGCUAGAUUUUAUGGUAUACAAAUUAUAGAUUUACCAUACCCUGGAACAGACCCUGACGGAUGUUUGUACACAAACUGUCCAAUACAGAUGAACAUAACACAAAAAUUCAAAUUUGAAAUCGAAGUACCUCAAAUAAUACCAAAGGGUGAUCAUUUAGCAAAAUUAAAACUGUGGAAUGAUGACGAAAAUUCUAUUUUAGAGGAUCGAUGUUGUAUUAUAUUUGAUUUGAAAUUUGUUUAAUGAUCUUUGUUAAUAUUUUCUUUUUAAAGACGAUUUAAAUUCAAAUGUAUGUAAUUGUAUAUUUUUCGAAAUAAAAAUUGAAUUGAUAAUA